AAGUGAAAAAUGUCUUGUUGUUCCGGAGAAGAUGAAGAAGAACAACGUCCAGAGCCAACACGAGUCCGUGGUUGCACGGAUAUCUUUUGGCUCUGUCUUUUCAUUUUGUUUUGGUUUCUCAUGACAGCCAUAUUUUAUGAGCGUUACAAAGUGGUGUUGCUGAAACUACUUUGCUCUUUUGGAUUGUUUUCUAUACAAUUUGUUGAAAAAAGAUUGUCAUCAAUUACUUCAUCCGAUUGCCUGGUUUGAAUAAAUUAUAUGUGACAUAAUUUAACAAGGAAUAUAAAACCAGAUUGAACAUGUACACAAUACAAAAGCAAUGAAAUAUUGGUAGCAGCAUUUGCCAUUGUCUACGGUAAUCCAGUGGGAUUGAUAAACGGAUAUGAUAGCUUUGGCAAUACAUGUGGCGUCAAGAAUAAUCAAAAGUUUGGCAACAUGGAAUUAUCUGGGCAAGAUACCAGUCAGAAACCGUACCUAUUUUUCCUGGAUGUACAAAAUGUGAAGAAGUCAUUGAAAAUAUGUGUUAAAAAAUGUCCUGAUCGAAAACUGUCCAAUAUGGCAGAUGUUUGUCAGUUUUAUAAAGAUACCGGAUCACAACUUUGUCAUGAUAAACCAGGAAAUGAUUUGAGCUUUUGCACUAGCCAAAAUAUCAAAGAUAAGACUGGAGCCUGUCCCGUACUGCCGGUUCAUGAGAGUAUUAUUAUAUUAAAUCGAUGUAUACCAAAAUCCAUUGAAGAGGUUGGAAAAAAUGUAAUUUCCAACUUAUAUGGGUUGAUCAAUUCGUGGGAUGUAAUUGAACAGAUCCUUGGAGAUCUGUACAAAACUUGGCGGGAAAUUGUAGCUUUAUCUUUUCUUGCUUUUGUCCUGUCAUUAUUCAUGAUCGCAAUCUUUCAUCUGCUGGCAAGCAUUGUGAGUUGGAUAGUUAUGAUCCUGGUUACUGUGGCCUGUAUUGGUGGUACUGGCCUACUAUGGUGGACGUACAUUCGAAUCAAAACCACAUUGGAUAAAACAAAUCCAAGUGAACUAUUAGAAGAAUCUGUGCGAAAUGAGAAAGCUUUUUUAAUUUAUGCUAUCAUAGCAACCAUCAUCACUAUUAUCCUGUUGUUCCUACUUUGUGCACUGCGUAAACGUAUUAGUACUUUGGCUCACUUGUUCAAAGAGAGUGCAAAAUGUUUGGCUGAACUUCCAGGCCUAUUUUUCCAGCCAUUGCUAACAUUUUUGGCCUUACUCGUAUUUUUUGCUUUCUGGAUCACAAUUGUUCUCUGUCUUGCUACUGCCAAUGCUCCUGAAACGAAAUCCGUACAAAUGUUGGAAAACCAAGUAAUUGAUCCAUUAAAUUCCACUGCCACUGGAGGAAAGUCAUCCAUCGAUAGGUUUAAAACAUUUACUCUUGUAGAAUUCGAUUCCACUUGGGUAAAAUACAUGUGGUGGGUUUACAUCGUUGGACUAGUUUGGGUGUCCGAAUUUAUCAUUGCUUGUCAAAAUAUGGUAAUCGCUGGGGCUGUCGCUCAUUGGUAUUUCAGGGGUAAGAAUGCCAGUGCUUCCCCGGUAUGUUCAUCGAUGUGUAAACUGGUCAGUUAUCAUUUGGGUUCAGUAGCUUGUGGCUCACUGUUAAUCACAAUCUUCAAAGUACCUCGACUGAUUCUUUCUUAUCUUUAUGCAAAGUUCGAAAAAACCAAAGAAACAUCUCCAUGUGCUCAAUGCGGCCUGAAAUGUUGCAUCUGCUGCUUUUAUUGUUUAGAGAAAUUUAUACGUUAUAUGAACCACAAUGCAUACACAGUUGUGGCCAUUGAAGGCACACAUUUCUGCAAUGCUGCUAGGAUUGCAUUUACGACAUUAGUAAGCAAUGCGUUACAGAUAGCAGUCAUAAAUGGUGUAGGAGAUUUUAUUCUCUUUUUGGGUAAAUGUUUUGUGACUGCAGCAACAGGUAGUGUUGGAUUAUUAUUCAUGAGGCAAGAUCCCAGACUGCAUUUUUAUGCAGCACCCAUUUUUGUCGUUUGUGUGUUUGCAUUUUUCAUCGCGCACUGCGUCAUUUCACUUUAUGAGACUGUAAUCGACACAUUGUUCUUGUGUAUCUGCGAAGACAAAAACUUGAAUGGUGAAAACGGUAAAUGGCGACAAUCUGCUCUCGCCAAUAUUGGAAGACCUAAUAGCAAUAGCAAUGGUCAACAAUCACACGAAUUAUCUCCAAUUAACCAAUAAGUCCGUUUUUCAAAUUUCUCAUUUUUUUUUCUAUUUGCAACAAUUUUCUUCCACAAAAUGAGCUGAGUGCAAUAAGGCACUAUUCACAUUUAGGUCGUUUAACAAUUUUAUACAAUCGUAACAAUUAUUUUAAUUCCCAACGUGAUUAUAAUUUUUUUUAACUGUUAUCAUAGAGUUUAUGGAAAGAUUGUUCUCUGAAUGAGAUAUCAUUUGCUUAUUGUUGUAAUUACUUUCAGAAUUGGCUUGAAAUUGGUCACAGGCUUAAGCAUCACAGAUUAUGAUCAAGCAGGUUAGUGGCUAAUAAUUACUUUGCGGCUUGCUGCAUUACCUGCUCGUUGAAAUUUUGAGUAUUUUAGUCUGAAUAAAACUAACUUAGUUGUCAAUUUUUUUAGACUAAGAUAUAAUUUAAUUUAACUGCUAAGUGCAAUCGAUAGAAUAUAUAUGUUUAUAUUUACCGAUAUACAACUACGCACACUUUACCUACUAAUAGCCAGUUCACACUCUGGUAAUUCGUUGGGUUUAUUCUUUUGAUUCUGUGCUUCCUUUCGAAUAUUGAGACUUAGCUAUUAUGCACAGAAACUACUUUCAAUGAAAAAAAGAUAAUCUGAAUUUACUGUUCAUACCUGGCAUAUUCAGAAGAAAAAGUAAGAUAAUGUAUACUCCUAUUUAUUUAAAAAAUUUUAAUAUUAAUAAUCUUAUAAGUCAAUUGGCAAUAAGUAAUAGAAUAUAAUUACGAACAAAAUCAGAAACAAUUUGCAGGUAGCAUUGGACGUUGAAGUGUGAAUUUCUAAAAGUUGUCUGUAUAUUUUAUUAUCUUCUCAAGUGCCUCAGUAUUUGAUUUCACAUGUAUUCCACGAUAGUUAAAGAAACUUAUUUCUUAUAACUUCGCUUUGUGAAAUUGGUGAAUGUUAUCAAAUUGUGAUAGUAGAGUUGGAAUUGGUGAAUGUAAUAAUUUGUAAUUUGCCUCCAUUAUUAUUACUUGUUGAUGAAAACAUUAUUUAAUCUUUUCAAAAUGGGUGUUUCCAUUUCAUUCCACAAUAAUGUGUUACUUUUUGAAGCAAUUCUGCUUUGUAGUACAAACGAAUGGAAACUAUCUUUUGAUGCCAUCCAGAAAAAAACUCAAUAGGUAAAUACUUUGUAUGUAGUACCAUACUUUGAAAUGAUAUUGUAAACGUGAAAUUAUACGUUUACAGUGGUUGUUAUAAUUACUGUUAUUCAAGUUUAUUAUACAGAAUAUUAGAUUUGUUCAUGAGAUCAUGGUGAUUACAGGACGAAGUUUUAAAUACAAAUGGUAUAAUGAACGGAAAUAAUUGGUCUUUGAUAUGAUUUUGGCUAUUAGUGAAAAAUUGCACGAAGUUGGAUAAUGAAUUUGAUUAAAGAAUAUAGAUUUAGAAACCAAUAUACCUGUAUUUGUGUGAAAUUUAAUAAUUCGCGUUCUGAAAUUUUUAUGGAAAGAUUGUUGUUAGAUUUUUUAUAGAAGGUGAUGGGGAUUCACUACUCUUAUUUAUGCUCUCAUCAAAGCACCCUCUGCUGAUUUUGUCCUUUGAUUAACAUGCAUGUACAGAAGAAUAAAUUCAUGCAUAUGUAUACAACGAAAAGUUAAAAAGUAGAGAAUUGACGCUCCUGAAUCAGCUAAUCUCUGCCAGGAUAUCUUGAUAAUGGAAAAUUUAUAACAAUACUUUUUACACUGAUGUAUAUUUAUAAUUCAUCAAGCGUGGUUUUAAUGAACUAAAAUGGCUAAUAUUCACAAAACCUAUUUGUAAUUUCUAAUUGAUAAUAAUUAUACACGAUAAUAUUUUGUAUUAAUGUAUUUUAUUGCAAUAUGGAGUGUCGAAGAUAUCAAAUAAAUUCAUUCAAUUCUUGA
This is a messenger RNA of Athalia rosae (coleseed sawfly), 4066 nucleotides long. It is a transcript of the gene Ctl1, whose product is annotated as choline transporter-like 1. Gene Ontology annotation, biological process: transmembrane transport. The record is from RefSeq and is a predicted model, not a curated record. Bases 436 to 2202 code for a protein of 588 amino acids. Gene Ontology annotation, molecular function: transmembrane transporter activity. The transcript is spliced from 13 exons. NCBI's taxonomy places the organism in Eukaryota, Metazoa, Arthropoda, Insecta, Hymenoptera, Athaliidae. Gene Ontology annotation, cellular component: membrane.